Molecule: messenger RNA, 1508 nt
Organism: Botrytis sinoallii
Lineage: Eukaryota; Fungi; Ascomycota; Leotiomycetes; Helotiales; Sclerotiniaceae
Exons: 9
Coding region: 1-318 (105 amino acids)
Source: RefSeq, a predicted model, not a curated record
AUGGCAUCAAGCUCUCCAGCCACGGGGGGAGACAUCGCCUUAGAAGAUGACACAUCUGAUGAGAAGUGGGUGUCUGAGGCGUAUCGAGACGUUGAUGAUAGAAGCCAAUCGCAGACGGCCUUGGGUCCAGAGAUCAUGAGGGAGCAGAAUAUUCUCAAUAGCGCAACAGAGACCGCAAGACAAGAGGAGAGAAGAAGAAGAAAUAGUUGUGGGGGUUGGGGUAAAUGGAUCGCCCUAGGUUUUCUAGCGUUGGUGCUUGACAAUAUAAUUGGUGCGAUUAGCCUGGGAUUUGCCAUCUAUUGGCACAACAAAAAGUAAUCGGGAACAAGUCGCAAAGUUGUGAAUAUCACAAGUCUUGCUUCGAGGAUACUCGUGAAAGCAGCGCAGAUACGAACUCGCAGCGGCGGGAUCGACACGCCAAUGACAUACAGUUUCUCCAAACUCAAGAGGACCAGCAUAGGCAGAUGACUAUGUGGCAGAUUUGAAGUCGCUAUCAAUAUCAUGACGUGGAUUUCUCAUUGAGGAUGGAAAUUCUCGAUGUUGAACAGGCUAUUUGACACACCUGAGACGAAGUAAUACAUAAAUUUAUGGACGGUAAAUAUUGUUCACAUGCGCCUGAUAUUUUUUCUUUGAUGGCUGUUUCGAUAUGGUUCCGCGAUCAUACAGCUAAGUGCAUCAAUCCCUUUGAUGUCCAUCUCCUUGAAGUCUUCAACAUAACAUAUCGACCUCUUAAGACGUGAAUUCAAAUAGUUGUACUACUAAUUUUCUUUCUCAUCUUCAAUGGAAGAAUCGAGUUUUCCGCCUCUCUUUGAACGGUUUUCAAUGAGUUCAAAUCAGAGUAAUGAGCUUUUGUUUGACGUUAUGUUCGACGAGUUAUCAUCUUUCCACCAUUUGCAAUGUGUGUAGACAAGUCAAGACAGACUGAUCGGGGCAAAGACUUAACCCUAGCUACUAUAAAUCUGGUCGUCCCCCCGCCGUAGCACUCUCCUCUGCCAGGACUAACUCCCACUCACUGCCCUCUUCGUUCCCACCCGCCGCCCACCACUCUCCACACCAAGCACUAGUCCGUCCCUUUCCGCCCCACAUCACAGUCUCAAACAUAUACUCUAAAACCGCUCAUCACUACAACAAUAACACAACAUCUUUGAUGGUCUAACGGUCAUGAUUUCCGCUUGUCAAUAACAUUACAAGUCGCGGGAGACCGGGGUUCGACUCCCCGUCAGAGAGUUCAUUCUAUAUAGAAUUCCUUGAAUCUCAUGUUCACAUAUAUUCUUUUUGAUUUCUUGACGCAAAAAUCUUUUUUUUCGUAGGCGGGAAGUUUGGCGUGUAGCGGACCCCACUACUACCUUGCCGGAGCCUUUUUGCUUUUCUUCAAAGGUGGGGCUAUCUACAGUGAAUGAGAGGGGCAGGAUUUUGGGUUAAUGAUAGUGGUUGAUAGAUAGUGAGGAUGACGUUGGUGUCGAAAGGUGAAUAUAAUAGAUCGUUGGUGAAUCAUGAAGGGAAAGCGU